Molecule: messenger RNA, 351 nt
Organism: Aspergillus calidoustus
Lineage: Eukaryota; Fungi; Ascomycota; Eurotiomycetes; Eurotiales; Aspergillaceae
Source: the annotation of a GenBank genome assembly
AUGUGCCGCCAAUUCCUCACUCUCUACGACUGGUGCCAGUGCGAAGAAGACGCCGGCCAAAAGACCUGCGGCGUUGGCAAGCCGAACGCCGACUGUGCUGGUAUCGAAUAUGAGACCGCGCGCAUGCAGUGUUUCUGCAACAACCACGCAACGAAAAAGUUCAUGACUGAGAAGAAGCACAAGCGCAAGCAGAGCCGCUCGUCCACGGCGUCUUCAAGCUCCACGAGUAGUGUCUCUUUCCGCAGCUCGCGCUACUCAGAUGUCAGUCUUGACCAGGAGAAGGGUCCCGGGCAGGCUCCGGUUCAGAGGAGGAGGUGGUACCGAUUAUGGUCGCGGGGGUCUACCUUCUAA